Messenger RNA from Adineta steineri, 1704 nucleotides. The record is from the annotation of a GenBank genome assembly. NCBI's taxonomy places the organism in Eukaryota, Metazoa, Rotifera, Eurotatoria, Adinetida, Adinetidae.
AUGGCACGUUCUGUCGAUCCAACAAAAGAAGGUAGAUGUGUCACAGCAGUUUUGGAUCGUAAAGAACGUCCCAAUCGUUUACUUGUUGAUGAUUCAACUAAUGACGAUAAUAGUGUUGUUGCUUUGUCACAACAAAAAAUGGAUGAAUUACAUUUAUUUCGUGGUGAUACUGUUUUACUUAAAGGUAAAAAACGUCGAGAAACAAUGUGUAUUCUUCUUGCUGAUGACAAUUGUUCAUAUGAACGUAUUUUAAUGAAUCGUGUUGUAAAACAUAAUUUGCGAGUACGUUCCGGUGAUAUUGUUUCUAUUCAAGGUUGUUCAGAUGCAGAAUAUGGUAAACGUAUACAAGUUUUACCUAUUGACGACACUGUAGAAGGAAUAACAGGAAAUUUAUUUGAGGUCUAUUUAAAACCAUAUUUUCUUGAAGCUUAUCGACCGGUAGAAAAAGGUGAUGUUUUUAUUGUACGUGAAGCUAUGCGUGCUGUAGAAUUUAAAGUUAUUGAAACUGAUCCAAGUCCAUAUUGUAUUGUUGCACCUGAUACAGUUAUACAUUAUGAAGGUGAUCCAAUUAAACGUAAAGACGAAGAAAAAGCAUUAUUGAAUGAAAUUGAUUAUGAUAAUAUUGGCGGUUUAGAAAGUGUUAAAUCUAGAUUGCAAGAACUUAUUCAAUACCCGCUUGAAUAUCCAGAAACAUUUCUCAGAUUUGGUAUGACACCAUCACGUAGUAUUCUCUUGUAUGGACCACCUGGUUGUGGGAAAACAUUAUUAGCAAAAGCUAUUGCUAAUGAAUGUCAAACAAAUUUUAUUUCAGUUAAAGGUCCAGAAUUAUUAACUAUGUUAAUGUCUGGUGAACAGGGACGAACCGAGGUCUUUAAGGCAGCGGGAGCGCAAAACAUCAGUACUUCAAGUUCUAAUAGCACGGGGGGCGCAAGACCCUUUUCAUCUAAAUCAAACACCAAAAAACACGUUAAAACCCUUGCUAUUGGUUUUAUUAAUCAAAUAAAACCUAAAAUUUUUCAAAGCAAGAGGGGCGUAACACCCCACUCGUCCCCUAAUCGGUGCGCCCCUGUUGAUGAAUCCGAAAGUAAUGCACAUGAUAUAUUUGAUGAAGCUCGUCAUGCAGCACCAUGUGUACUCUUCAUUGAUAACUUUGAUUCAAUUGCAAAAGCUCGAGGUGGUAGUGCUGGUGCAAAUGAUCGUGUUAUUCAUCAAAUUUUAACUAAAAUGGACGAUUUAUAUGCAGAGCAAAAUGUUUUUAUAAUUGGUGCAACCAAUCGACCAGAUAUUAUCGAUCCAGCUCUACUUCGACCAGGUCGUUUUGAUCAAUUAAUUUAUGUUCCAUUGCCUGAUGAAGAAUCCCGUAUGGAUAUUCUUAAAGUUGCUUUAAGAAAAUCUCCUGUAGCUGGAGAUGUUGAUUUGAAUUUAUUAGCUAGUGUAACCAAAGGUUUUAGUGGUGCUGAUUUAACAGCAAUUUGUCAACGUGCUUGUGAAUUAGCAACUCGAGAAUCAAUUCACAUAGAAAUUAAUCGUGAAGAACGACAACACAAUGGACAAACAGUAAUGUAUUCUAAUGAACCCAAUCCAGUGGGAGAAAUUCGUCAUGAUCAUUUUGAAGAAGCUAUGAAAUCUGCUCGACGAUCAGUUAGCGAUAACGAUCUCCGUAUAUAUGAAAUAUUUACUCAAACAUUACGACAACCAUCAUGA